Striga hermonthica is the source of this 1563-nucleotide messenger RNA. The record is from the annotation of a GenBank genome assembly. NCBI's taxonomy places the organism in Eukaryota, Viridiplantae, Streptophyta, Magnoliopsida, Lamiales, Orobanchaceae.
AUGGAGCCCGGUAGUGGAAAGCCGAGCUUCCUGCGGAAUAUCCUUGUGCGCCUCUUCCUCUUCUGCGUGCUGAUAAUCGCCCUCAGAUUCGCGUACGUUGUCACAAUUCGGGGGGAAUCGUGCGACGUCGGCGAUUUCUGCUUCUUCGCCGCCCUGCCUGACAACGUCGUCCCCGGCGUGGGUCAGCUGGCGAAACCCUCCUCGGCGGUGGCCGUAUCCUCGUCCGACAACUCCGCCCCGGCCGCGCCGAAGAAGAUCCCCGAUCUGUGGACGACAAAGAAAUUUCAGAAAUCCGUUCAGUUCUACUCGUCUGUGUUUCAGGAUCUGAUAUCCGACGCUGUUCUGAGCCCGAGCUUCAAGACCCUGUGCGUGGACACAGAGACCGGAGCCGAUGUGUUCGCCCUGAGGGAGAUCGGCGUGGAGGACUCCAUCGGCAUCUCCAAGAAGGGUUUUAAGCCUCUGGUUUUACCGGGGCAGGGCUUCAAGCAGCCGUUUAGCAGUAACUCGUUCGAUUUCAUGUUCUGUGGAGUUGGAGUGGUGGAGAACUCGGCAAGGCCGGUUGGUUUCGUGGCUGAGGUUGAGAGGACACUAAAGCCCGAAGGGUUUCUGGUCGUUCAUACUAUCUCUAACGACACAUAUAGUUUCGAAUCGUUACUCGGUUUCUUCAAUUUCUGUAGAUUGGUACAAAGUAGGUAUAUUGAUGGAUUGAAUUCCGAAAAGCCGUUCGUUCGGGAAGUUGUCCUGCAAAAGUUCACUGGGGAAGACGAUAUAAAACAAGUUACUGAAAAUUCUAGUAGUAACUCUGCUAAUAAAUGCAAUGUUCCGAGUUAUAAACAGGAGCUGAUAAAGAAAUCGGAGCCUUUGAUCGAGGAAGAGCCGAAAAAGCCUUGGAUCACACUUAAGAAGAAUGCUCAGAAGAUAAAGUACUUGCCUUCAAUGGUUGACAUUAGUUUUAAGUCUCGAUACAUUUACGUCGAUGUGGGAGCACGAAGCUACGGCUCGAGUAUUGUGAGUUGGUUCAAAAAACGAUACCCUAAACAGAACAAGACUUUCGAGAUAUUUGCAAUUGAGGCUGAUAAAACCUUCUACCCGGACUAUAAGAACAAAAAGGGAGUUACUUUAUUACCCUAUGCUGCUUGGGUAAAAAACGAGUCUUUGUUUUUUGAGAUAAAUGAGGACCCGGGCCACAAGGAAGUUGAAAAAGGCAGAGGAAUGGGUCGUAUUCAGCCUGUUCAAACCUCUGGUGGCUCGAAAUCCUCAGAUAAUAUUGAUGAGAUUCAAGGCUUUGACUUUGCUGGCUGGCUGAAAAAUACAUUUUCCGAGAGGGACUAUGUGGUGAUGAAGAUGGAUGUGGAAGGGACUGAAUUUGAUUUGAUUCCAAGGUUAUUUGAAACUGGCGCUAUCUGUUUGAUUGAUGAGGUUUUUCUUGAAUGUCAUUAUAACAGGUGGCAAAAAUGCUGUCCGGGAGAGAGAUCGAACAAGUACCAGAAAACAUAUGGGCAGUGUCUCGAUUUGUUCGAGUCUUUAAGGAAGAGUGGAGUUCUUGUUCAUCAGUGGUGGUGA